AUGGACGAGAGUGCGGAGAGUGCUGUGCGCAAGGUGUUCGACAGCAAGCCGUGGCAGUAUGUGCUGGAUGCCGCAAGUGCGGUGAUCCGUGGUGGCGUCGCACGGACGUAUGGCCUCCACAGCGCGACUGUGGCCGAGUUUGUGGCUGAGCUCCCUGACGAGGUUUGGGGGGACAUGACACGCCAGGUGGCUGAGCAGACACUGUUGCAUAUCCGCCAAGUUUGCGUGGGCGUCGACGUCGACGACUUGACCGAGGUGUGUCCAUGGCUGGCGCUUCGCCCGCCGGCCCGGCUCGACGUCCUUGCCCUUAUUGGCCCGUGCGGCGCCAUCGUCGACGCCGCGUCCGCGGUGGCCGCCGGCCUGUGGCACGGCGCGAUGUCGAGCGCUGCGGCGGCGCCUCUUCUUGUUGCUGACACUCCGAGUACUGCCGAGGAUGGCUCCGUGUGCCAGCCUUUUAACGUGGUGCCUGAUGGCGGCGACGAUGACAGCCGGCUCGCGUGCGGUCUCGCGCUGUACUCGCUGACGCUCACGCUCUACGCCGGGUACAUGAUGAGCGUGCUGCUGCACUACUCUUCACCAGGCUAUGCGCCUGUCCCGGCAGAGCUGAUCAAGUUGUAUGGAGCGGCUGGAGAUGCGCGCGACGGGUUGGCACCAGAGGCUGCGGCGCAGCUGGCGGCGCUCGAAGCCGACUUGGUGUAG
This is a messenger RNA of Thecamonas trahens ATCC 50062, 699 nucleotides long. RefSeq lists its product as uncharacterized. Bases 1 to 699 code for a protein of 232 amino acids. Lineage: Eukaryota; Apusomonadida; Apusomonadidae. The record is from RefSeq and is a predicted model, not a curated record. The transcript has 2 exons.